This is a messenger RNA of Sinocyclocheilus grahami, 2190 nucleotides long. It is a transcript of the gene p4ha1a, whose product is annotated as prolyl 4-hydroxylase, alpha polypeptide I a. The coding region runs from base 156 to 1778 and encodes 540 amino acids. Gene Ontology annotation, biological process: peptidyl-proline hydroxylation to 4-hydroxy-L-proline. The transcript is spliced from 15 exons. Gene Ontology annotation, cellular component: endoplasmic reticulum. NCBI's taxonomy places the organism in Eukaryota, Metazoa, Chordata, Actinopteri, Cypriniformes, Cyprinidae. Gene Ontology annotation, molecular function: procollagen-proline 4-dioxygenase activity; iron ion binding; protein binding. The record is from RefSeq and is a predicted model, not a curated record.
CUGCGGUUCAAUCAUUUGUCCUCUGUAGAUUUUCCCGAGUUCAGCUGAGCUCUGUAGCAACCGAGCCGCUGAGGAGCGAGAGUGGGAGAGGAGCUGACCAAACAACAUUUUCCCAUUUUGCUAUAUCGACUCAUUCCAGGGAGGAACAGGUGAAGAUGGGAGUUAGGAGUGUGUGCUGUAUUUUACUCAUCUCUCUGAUAAAGUCUUUCUCUGCUCACGGUGACUUCUUCACAUCCAUUGGUCACAUGACAGAUUUGCUGUUCACAGAAAAAGACCUGGUGACGUCAUUGAAAGACUACAUCAGAGCAGAGGAGAGCAAACUGGAGCAAGUGAAACAGUGGGCUAAGAAGCUGGAUGCUUUAACAGCCACAGCCACGCAGGACCCAGAGGGGUUUUUGGGUCACCCUGUCAACGCCUUUAAACUCAUGAAGAGACUAAACACAGAGUGGGGUGAAGUGGAAGACCUUGUGCUCAAGGACAUGUCUGACGGCUUUAUCUCAAACCUGACCAUUCAGCGUCAGUAUUUCCCUAAUGAUGAAGACCAGACUGGUGCAGCCAAAGCUCUUCUCCGACUGCAGGACACCUAUCAACUGGACACACAGACCAUCUCCUCUGGAGACCUGCCUGGUGUUACUACAAGCUCGCCGUUUAAAAGCACCCUGACGGUAGAGGAUUGUUUUGAGCUGGGAAAAGUAGCUUACUCUGAAGCAGACUACUACCACACAGAGUUAUGGAUGGCCCAGGCACUCAAGCAACUGGAUGAAGGAGAAGAAACCAGUGUUGACAUUGUUACCGUGCUGGACUACCUCAGCUACUCAGUCUACCAGCAGGGGGAGCUGGAGAGAGCUCUGGAACAAACCAAGAGACUGCUGAGUGUGGAUCCUGAGCACCAGCGAGCACUUGGGAACCUAAAGUAUUUUGACUACCAGCUAGCCAAACAGAAGAAGGAUGAGAAGGAGCCGAGUGCCAAGGAAGAGAGCAAGAAAGAACAGGAAAGGACGGUUGGGAAAGGGGAAUAUUUCCCUGAAAAGAGGAAAUAUGAGCAGCUAUGUAGAGGACAAGGAGUCAGAAUGACCCCUCGCAGACAGAGCCGUUUGUUCUGCCGUUACUAUGACAAUAACAGACAUCCUAUUUACAUGAUCGGCCCGGUGAAACAAGAGGAUGAAUGGGACCGUCCACGUAUCAUCCGUUACCAUGAUAUUAUAACAGAAAAAGAAAUGGAGAAGGUCAAGGAGUUGGCCAAACCAAGGCUCAGGCGCGCCACCGUGCAUGACCCUCAAACUGGCAAACUCACCACCGCCCAGUACAGAGUCUCCAAGAGUGCAUGGUUGGCGGCCUACGAGCAUCCGGUUGUGGAUCGCAUAAACCAGCGCAUAGAAGACAUCACAGGCCUCAAUGUCAAAACAGCAGAAGAACUACAGGUGGCGAAUUACGGUGUUGGUGGACAAUAUGAGCCCCACUUUGACUUUGGACGGAAAGAUGAACCAGAUGCCUUUAAAGCGCUGGGCACAGGGAAUCGAAUAGCAACCUGGCUCUUCUAUAUGAGUGAUGUAACAGCAGGGGGUGCCACAGUCUUUCCAGAAGUUGGAGCUGUAGUAAAGCCAAUGAAGGGUACAGCAGUAUUCUGGUAUAAUCUGUUUUCCAGUGGAGAGGGAGAUUACAGCACGAGACACGCAGCUUGUCCAGUACUGCUGGGUAACAAGUGGGUGUCAAAUAAAUGGAUCCAUGAAAGAGGUCAGGAAUUCAGGAGACCAUGCGGCCUGAAAGAGACAGAUUGAUCAAACACCUCCACCAUCUUCUUCACGCACUCCUCCCCCUGGACUCUGAAAACAUGAACAGAACUGCUGUUCAUGUCCACUAUGUCUGCAGCAGCCAACGUGUGACCUGUCACAUUUAUUUUUAACUGAAAAGUAUGUGUGUGUGAGCCAGCCUACAGUUACAUUACCUCUGUUAGUGCCUUUUGUCAUUGCACACCAGGGCUUCAAAGGAUAGAGCUAUUCCUGACAACACUCCUUUACAAACAGGCCUUUAGCUAUUAGCUAUUGUAUAAUGGCAUCAUAUCAGCAUAUCUCAAACACUUAUUCUGACUGACAGCCAGACCAAAGUGACAAAUGCCAGAAAGAACACAAAAUGCUUGUUCGCAACAUUCACAGAACGAUAGGAGACAGUCGAAUAAAAAUUAUUUUUGCU